CACGUGGGUUGCAUUACCAAGCACACUUGUACACAGGCUUCACACAGUGUGCAGAUAUGGCUGCUAAAGUUCUGGUGAUUGGCAGUGGAGCCAGAGAACAUGCACUUGCAUGGAAGUUGGCACAGUCCAGUCAUGUUCAGGAAGUUCUGGUUGCGCCAGGAAAUGCAGGAACUGCAAGUUGUGGAAAGAUAUCUAAUAUAGCCCUCCCAGCUGAUGAUCAUUCUCAGCUAAUUCAGUAUUGCCAAGGCAACAACAUCACCCUUGUUGUGGUUGGUCCAGAAGCUCCACUUGCAGCAGGUGUUGUUGAUGAUUUGACUGCUGCUGGAAUCAGAUGUUUUGGACCUUCAGCGAAUGCGGCUCAGUUAGAGGCCAGUAAGAGUUUUGCUAAAGAUUUUAUGGACCGGCAUGGUAUUCUUACAGCCCGCUGGAAAUCCUUCACCGACUGUAAUGAAGCCUGCAACUUUAUAAGGAGUGCGGAUUUCCAAGCGUUGGUUGUGAAAGCCAGUGGUCUGGCAGCUGGGAAAGGCGUGGUUGUUGCUGCAAAUAAAGAUGAAGCCUGUGCAGCUGUGCAUGAAAUAAUACAGGAAAAGGCAUUUGGAGAUGCUGGAGCAACUGUUGUUGUUGAAGAGCUACUGGAGGGGGAGGAAGUUUCUUGCUUGUGUUUUACCGAUGGAGUCACAGUUGCAUCUAUGCCACCAGCCCAGGACCACAAGCGGCUUCUGGAUGAAGAUAAAGGUCCCAAUACAGGAGGGAUGGGAGCCUAUUGUCCAGCACCACAAAUUUCAAAAGAGUUAUUAGAGAAUAUCCGAGAAACAGUUUUGCAGAAAGCAGUUGAUGGAAUUCGUAAGGAUGGUUUCUCGUAUGUAGGUGUGUUAUAUGCUGGUCUAAUGCUCACCAAGGACGGCCCUAGAGUGCUUGAGUUUAACUGCAGAUUUGGAGAUCCUGAGUGUCAGGUGAUUCUUCCUCUGCUUCAGAGUGAUUUAUAUGAAGUGUUUCAGGCUACAAUUGAUGGCAAACUUGCAAGCUCUAUGCCAGUUUGGCUAAAGGACCAUGCUGCUGUUACUGUAGUUCUAGCCAGCGGUGGCUACCCUGGGUCCUAUGCAAAAGGCCUGGAGAUCUCAGGUCUUGAGAAGGCCCAAGAGUUUGGCCUUGAGGUUUUUCAUGCGGGCACAGCUCUGAAGGAUGGCAAAGUGGUGACCAGUGGGGGGAGAGUCCUUACAGUAACUUCUAUAAACAAGGACCUUACUUCUGCUUUAGAAGAAGCCAACAAAGGAGUGUCUGUCAUAGAGUUCCCUGGGGCUGUGUACAGGAAAGAUAUUGGGUUCCGAGCUAUUGCUUACCUGAAGCAACCCAGACCUCUAACUUACAAAGAAAGUGGUGUGGACAUUGAUGCUGGUAAUGCUCUUGUGCAGAAGAUAAAGCCUCUUGCAGCAGCUACUGCUAGACCAGGUUGUAAUGCAGAACUUGGUGGGUUUGCUGGCCUGUUCGACCUCAAAGCAGCUGGAUUUAGAGAUCCCAUCCUAGUAUCUGGAACGGAUGGUGUUGGCACCAAACUGAAGAUUGCACAAGCGUGUAACAAGCAUGAUACCAUUGGUCAGGACCUGGUAGCAAUGUGCGUCAAUGAUAUCCUUGCACAGGGAGCAGAACCCCUCUUUUUUCUGGAUUAUUUUGCCUGUGGUUCAUUGGAUGUUGAAGUUGCUGCAUCAGUAGUGUCUGGAAUAGCCAAAGCUUGUAAAAUGGCUGGGUGUGCACUACUAGGAGGGGAGACUGCAGAGAUGCCAGGCAUGUAUGCUAAUGGAGAGUAUGACCUGGCGGGCUUUGCAGUGGGUGCUGUAGAAAGAGACUGCAUACUUCCUCGUAUUGAGCAGAUCGAGGAUGGAGACCUAGUUAUUGGCAUUGCGUCAUCUGGAGUUCACAGUAACGGCUUUAGUCUUGUGAGGAAGAUUCUUGAGAGAUGUUCCCUUCAUUUUUUCUCCCCAGCACCACCUGAAUGUGGGAACCAGACAUUUGGAGAGCUCUUACUUACUCCCACCAAUAUCUACACUACUGCCCUACUACCUCUGAUCCGAGCAGGGCAGGUGAAGGCAUUUGCACACAUCACUGGAGGAGGUUUACUGGAGAACAUACCUAGAAUCCUGCCCUCUUCCCUGGAGGUUCAACUGAAUGCACUUAGUUGGGCGAUGCCACCCAUUUUCCCGUGGCUGCAGAGAGCAGGAGGCGUGUCAAUGGAUGAUAUGGCACGCACAUUUAAUUGUGGGAUUGGUGGCGUGCUAAUAGUGGAGAGAGGUUCCGCUGCACAGAUCCAGCGAGAUUUAAAGGUGGCAGGAGAAGCAGCAUGGCUUAUCGGAUCCGUGGCACCACGACAAACAGGGUCUUGCGGGGUAGUUAUCCAGAAUAUGGCAGAAUCUAUUGUUGGUUCGAAUCCUCCACUUCAGCAGAGUUUGGCAGAUGACAGUAAUCAGGAUAAAAUGAGAAUAGCCGUCCUCAUAUCUGGAACAGGUACAAAUCUUGAGGCUUUAAUAAAGAGCACAAAGUCCCAGCACAGUUCUGCUUUCAUUGCCCUCGUUAUCUCUAAUAAAACUGGCGUGGAGGGACUGAAGAAAGCACAAGCUGCUGGAAUACCUACCAAGGUUAUUGACCACAAACUGUACAAGAGUCGCGUGGAGUUUGACAAUGCAGUGGACGAAGUUCUACAGAAGUUCUCUAUUCAGUUAGUUUGUCUUGCUGGAUUCAUGAGAAUUUUAUCAGCACCGUUUGUCAAGAAAUGGGAGGGGAAGGUCCUUAAUGUACAUCCUUCUUUACUGCCAUCGUUUAAAGGAGCCAAUGCACAUAAGUUGGUGCUGGAAGCUGGAGUAAGGCUCACGGGCUGCACAGUGCACUUUGUAUCUGAGGAAGUUGAUGCUGGUGCUAUUAUUUUCCAGGAGUCUGUUCCGGUGCAUAUAGGUGACACAGAGGAUACUCUGUCAGAAAGGGUUAAACAGGCUGAGCACCGAGCCUUUCCUGCAGCUCUGCAGCUGGUGGCCAGUGGAGCAGUGAAGCUGGGCACAGAUGGCAAACUCUGCUGGGACGUUAAAUAAAACUAGUAAACAACGGAUUGUGCUAGGUCCGAGAUGAAUGGAAUUUUCAGCAGCCUUAUAUCUUCAAGAGAAAAUCAAGAUGCAUUUAUUUGUAGAUGCUAAUAAAGGAAAUCUUGUCAGCUUGCUUAUUUACUUAGCAAGCCACUGAGGCAAAAUAUUGUACUUCAUCAUUUCUAUAUUGUGACAUUUUUUUAGCUUGUGUAUGUCUGUUGAUUUAGUUACAAUCCGUUUUAUGAACGUUUGAAGCUUUCGUUGGCCAACAUGGAAGUUUGUAAAAUAUCUCUUUAGAGUUUCUUUGUAACCUGCUAUUCUAAAAUGAUGUUGUUCAUACUAUUGGUUUUUUUUUUGUAAUACACCAUUUUGCUAAUGUCUAGUACUCACCAUUUACCAACAGUUAAUGUUUUAGGAUUAUCUCUUCUACACAAGGAAACAGAAAAUGAUACUACUUUUGAAGGAGAGAUCAUCAAAAUUGAUUGCUGGUAGAUACUGAAAAUGGGUUUGUGCACCUCUAGUCUAUAAACAAGAAAUUAUCCUCUUGUUUUGACUGUCUAUUGAGUAGAAUGAGAUGUUAUGCUUCACCAUAGCCUGUAGUUCUGUGUUGAAGUUUGAAACAGAGAAACCCAUUUAGCCUAUGGAGUUGCCCAUUUACCUGCAGUAUGACACUAUAGAAUAUGCUACAGUUUCAGACUGUUUGCAUCAUCUGCUUAAGCGUUCUCUGAAUAAUAAUAAAUACCACCAAACACUGACCAGUUUAGUCAUGUUCCUGCCAUGCUUCCAAUGACUGACAAACUACUAGAACUAGAUAAGUUAUGUUAGUGAAACUACCUACUGAUCUUUGCAAUGCUAUUGUUGCACACUAUUGUGAUUUGAGUUGUCUAUAAGUAGUUGGAACACCUUGAUAUUGCUAUAGCUAACAAGUCUUGUGCGUCAACUAAGCAACAUUGUAAGAAAUUAUAUUUAGUUUUAUAUAAAUAUAUUUGUGUAACAGUAAGACUAAGCCAGGGCUCUCAUUACAUUUCUUGCUGUUAUGUGUUUUAUGAGUGCUUCUUUCUGAAUCGGUAGUGUAUUUAUAAUAUGGUUUAGAUUAAAAUUUAAUAGAAAAUGUACAUUCUGCCAUGGCUUGAUGUUGUAGGGCUGUCACUGAUCGCCGUCAUGGCAUAAUAUGGAUAUUGUGUGGUUGGCACAUUGGCAGAAAUAUAUAACAUGCCAUGCUGGGCACAACAAUGUUUUUCCAUAAGUGAAUAUGAGAAUUAACAAUUUGUGGUAUAAUUCCACAUGGGGGCAGUGACUGGAUAUUAAAACAAAAUAAAAACUGAAACGGAUUUUCUAAACUAAGCAGAAAGGAAGAAAACACUGGCCUUGUAUCUGUUUAUCAUGAAGUUCCCUAAAAGCUAGAAUGUCAGCGACUAGUGUCUGUCAAGCUUCUACAUACGUACAUGUACUUUUGUGUAAAAUUUAUCCUACACUCUCUUGGCUAGAGAGCCCUACAUUUCCAUUAAAAAAAGUUACUAAAUUUAAUUUUUUACUUUUCUUUUACACAAAAGGAAAACAAAAUAUUACUGUAAACAAUCCUCCCCCCCCCCCCCAUAAAACAAAUGCUAAAUUGUCUAAAUAAAUGUGAAUACAAUUUUAACUGAAACCGAUAGUGAGAUCACCUGUAUCCUUCCUACUAAUGCACAUUGGGUGAUCAGUACAUUUUAUGCUACAAUUUAAAUUAGCUGGCUUCAGCAUUCUUCAGGAAUAAAAUCUGUACAAAUGCAGCUCUUACAGAAAAUAGAAAACAUGAGUAUAUUCCUUUUAAUUAUACUCAGGGGACUCUGACAUGAAAAGUUACACAAAGCCAUAUAAGUAAGAACAUGUAAUAAAGAACGUACCCAUCAGAUUUAUAACCCUGUACUGCUCUCUUUAGUAUCUAAAGUGAUGUUGGCUUUAGUAAAGCCUGGGUUAUUUCCAUGGCACAUUGUUUAAUCAGUCCAGAUUGGUCCUCGUCAUUGUUGAAUUCCUGACACAUUUCUUGCACGGUUUGUGAACAUCUGUCUUUUUUUGUUUCCUUGUAUCUAUCUCAGAAAUAAUUAAAUUACAUGACACCUGCACACAAAAUAUAUCUUCUUAAAGGAAUUAGUGUGCCUGUUUGUCCUUUCAUAGACCCACCAGUGGGUUCACUUGACCACAGUCUCCUGCUGUAGGGUUCUAUAUCAGACUAAGUUCAUGGUGAUACUCAAGGACUUUUUUUGUGUGUGUGUGUGUGUUGACCUUUAAAAGACCCACCAAUGUUGACCACAGGCUCCAUCAUACUAAAAUUGGUGCAACUUUUCAGUCACUUUGUCCACAGCCUUUGGACAUGAGUCAAAUCUAUGUUCCUGACAAAUGUAUUGAAAUUCAAAGUUGUUGGUUGGAUGCUUCAGUAUUAUUCACCAUCAUUUAAAGGGACACUAAAGUCAAAAUUAAAGUUUAACGAUUUAGAUAAAUUAUGCAAUAACCAAACUUCCAAUAUACCAAUAAUAUCCAUUAUCAAAACGUGCACAAUCUUGUUAUAUGCACACUUUCUUAGGCUCGUGCGUGCGUGCAAAAGUGCACACUAUGUACGUAUAUGCUUUUUGUGAUUGGCUGAUAGUUGUCACAUGAUACGGGGAACGUGAAAAUUUGAUCAAUUUUAAAAAAAUUGCCAGAAUAUAUUCAACUUCUUAUUUCAAAUUAAAAGUAAAAGCUAUUA
Messenger RNA from Bombina bombina (fire-bellied toad), 5790 nucleotides. It is a transcript of the gene GART, whose product is annotated as phosphoribosylglycinamide formyltransferase, phosphoribosylglycinamide synthetase, phosphoribosylaminoimidazole synthetase. Gene Ontology annotation, molecular function: phosphoribosylglycinamide formyltransferase activity; ATP binding; phosphoribosylamine-glycine ligase activity. Bases 57 to 3077 code for a protein of 1006 amino acids. Gene Ontology annotation, biological process: adenine biosynthetic process; 'de novo' IMP biosynthetic process. Lineage: Eukaryota; Metazoa; Chordata; Amphibia; Anura; Bombinatoridae. The record is from RefSeq and is a predicted model, not a curated record. The transcript has 23 exons. Gene Ontology annotation, cellular component: cytosol.